CAGCCUUUGCACUAGAAAUGGAAUCACCAUUGUUCUACUCUGGUGGUUCAACGUCGUCCUCAGUGGCGGCAAUGGAGGAGGCGGAGUUGCACGAAGCUCCCUCCACCAUGUUGGGAGACUAUCCCGCAAUUCGAAGCUAUGAGGACCUGAGGAAUUUGUUUUGGGUUGAAUCCAUAAAGGUAUGGGGCAUUGCUGGACCUAUUGCCUUUAAUAUUUUGUGUAAUUAUGGGAUUAAUUCUUUCACCAGUAUCAUUGUUGGCCAUCUUGGGGAUGUGGAGCUCUCUGCUGUUGCCAUUUCUCUAUCAGUCAUUGCCAACUUUUCAUUUGGAUUCUUGCUAGGUAUGGGUAGUGCACUUGAGACUCUAUGUGGACAGGCAUUUGGAGCUGGGCAGAUAGAAAUGCUUGGAGUUUACCUGCAAAGAUCAUGGAUUAUUCUCGGGGCGUCGUGUAUAUGCAUGUUGCCACUAUACAUAUAUUCGACACCAAUACUAAAGCUGUUGGGGCAAAGAGAUGAUAUAGCGGAGCUAGCCGGGGAUUUUUCCAUUCAAAUCAUACCUCAAAUGUUCUCCCUGGCAAUUAAUUUCCCUACCCAAAAGUUUCUACAAGCACAGAGCAGAGUUGGGAUUCUGGCUUGGGUGGGGUUUGUGGCUCUCACUAUGCACACCGGCUUGCUGUUUCUUUUCGUUCGGGUUCUACAAUGGGGCACCAGUGGUGCAGCAGCGGCGUACGACGUUUCUGCUUGGGGUGUGGCUUUGGCUCAAGUGGUGUACAUUGUUGGAUGGUGCAAUGAUGGGUGGAAGGGCUUGUCUUUGCUGGCUUUCAAGGAAUUGUGGCCAUUUGUUAAGCUUUCUGUGGCUUCUGCUGUCAUGCUUUGCUUAGAGAUUUGGUACUUCAUGACCAUUAUUGUUCUAACUGGUCACCUUGAAGAUCCUGUCAUUGCUGUUGGAUCACUUUCCAUCUGCAUGAACAUUAAUGGAUGGGAAGGCAUGUUGUUCAUAGGAAUCAAUGCAGCAAUAAGUGUUAGGGUGUCAAAUGAGCUAGGAUCAGGCCACCCAAGAGCAGCCAAGUAUUCUGUGUUUGUUACAGUGGCUGAAUCUCUCUUGAUUGGGCUCAUCAGCAUGGCCAUUGUCAUAGCUGCAAAGGAUCAUUUUGCUGUCUUCUUCACUGACACUGUCAAAAUGCAGACAGCUGUUUCCAAUUUAGCCUAUCUCCUCGCUGCAACCAUGUUGCUUAACAGUGUCCAGCCAGUUAUAUCAGGUGUGGCUGUAGGAGGAGGUUGGCAAGCACUUGUGGCAUACAUUAAUCUCACUUGUUAUUACAUCAUUGGCCUCCCUUUUGGUUUCCUUCUAGGCUAUAAAGCACACUUGGGAGUUCAGGGAAUAUGGAUGGGCAUGAUUGUGGGAACUUCUCUGCAAACUAUUGUUCUGUGCAUUAUAGUAUGGAAAACCAAUUGGGAUGAGGAGGUGGCACAAGCAUCAGAAAGAAUGCGGCAAUGGACUGGGCAGGGUGAUGAAAUAGAGACGUAAUUAAGUUGAUAUACUUUUUUAGUAUGUUUGUUUAGUAAUGAAUUUUUUUAAUUAGCAUUUUGGGCCUCUAAAAUGUUAGUUAAGCUUUGUAUAGUCUAAAUUUGAUAAAGUAAGGUCUAACCUAACAAGUUAGGUGUAUCAUUAUCUAACUAGCACUUACGGCAGCCUAUGAAGUAGGAAGGUUUUUUUUAUUAU
Molecule: messenger RNA, 1721 nt
Organism: Ipomoea nil (Japanese morning glory)
Lineage: Eukaryota; Viridiplantae; Streptophyta; Magnoliopsida; Solanales; Convolvulaceae
Product: protein DETOXIFICATION 34
Exons: 7
Coding region: 18-1526 (502 amino acids)
Biological process (GO): xenobiotic detoxification by transmembrane export across the plasma membrane
Cellular component (GO): membrane
Molecular function (GO): antiporter activity; xenobiotic transmembrane transporter activity
Source: RefSeq, a predicted model, not a curated record